This is a messenger RNA of Vanrija pseudolonga, 2117 nucleotides long. It is a transcript of the gene SPBC15C4.02, whose product is annotated as ABC1 family protein MCP2. NCBI's taxonomy places the organism in Eukaryota, Fungi, Basidiomycota, Tremellomycetes, Trichosporonales, Trichosporonaceae. The transcript is spliced from 4 exons. The record is from RefSeq and is a predicted model, not a curated record. Bases 44 to 2077 code for a protein of 677 amino acids.
GAGCUAGCACAACCAGCCGACCAGCUCAACGAGCCUCCCUACCAUGGGUAUCGCCCUCUCCCAACGGGGCCUGCGACUCGCCGCAUGCAAUGCUUGGCGCAGCGCUCCCCUCGCGGCGCUCUCGCGGCCCACCACCGCCGCCCAACUGCUGCGGCUGAGACUCGGGCCGGAACGCGGACGCGCCUCGAUCGUUGGCGCGGCGUCGGCGUGGACCCGAUCGCUGUCGCAUUCCGCGACCUGGGCGACUCCAGUGCCGCCGACGACGACAGACCCCACUGCUGCUGGGCAAGCUCCUCCGCCGCCACCAGGCAAGGGGCAGACGACCAAGCCCAAACCACCCGCCGGCCGUGGCGUUCGGAGACUGGGAUACUUGGCUGUCGGCCUCACGAUCGGUUACCUUCUCUACGAGUUCAACACGACUUUCCGCUACUCUGUCAUUGCCCUCAUUCGCUACUCCCGCUUGAUGAAGGCGGUCGUCUUGGACGUGUGGGACUACAAAACGACGUUUGCCAGGGAGGAUCGCGCUCAGGCAGCUGCUGAUGGUGAUCUGUCGCCUGAGGAACGCGCCCGCCUGCGGUCGGAACGCAAGGCCUGCCACAGUCGAUCAGCUCAGAGGAUCUACGAGGCCCUGAGGAAGAACUCGGGCAUCUACGUCAAGCUUGGGCAGCACCUCGGAGCUGUGCACGUUCUUCCCAAGGAGUGGACACAGGCAAUGAUCCCGCUGCAGGACCAGUGCUUCCCGACGCCUGUUGAGGACGUGGACGCGAUGCUCCGAAAGGACCUGGGCAUGGGUAUCGAUGACCUCUUUAUCGACUUUGAGCCGAACCCGAUCGGUGUGGCCUCGCUCGCCCAGGUUCAUCGCGCGGUGGACCGCCGUUCCGGACGACCCGUGGCUGUCAAGGUUCAGCAUGCGGCUCUGGAAGAGUUUGCGGCUGUCGACCUCGCGGCUGUCAACGUUGCUAUCCGAUUUGUCAAGCAUGUCUUCCCUGACUUUGAGUUCGACUGGCUCGCCGACGAGAUGAACGAGAUGCAGCCCUUGGAGAUGAACUUCCGGCACGAGGCGGCCAACUCUCUGAGGUGCCGCCACGACUUCCAGCAUCUCACCGGCAAGACGAGCAUGUACCUGCCCGAGGUACUGUGGGCCGAGCAGCGCUGCCUGGUCAUGGAGUACAUCGACGGCUCUCGUGUGGACGAUCUCGCCUACCUGAAGAAGCACAAGAUCGACCGCAACCAGGUCAGCCAGGAGCUCGCUCGCAUCUUUUCUCAAAUGGUGUACAUCAAUGGCUUCUUCCAUGCGGACCCCCACCAUGGCAACCUCUUGAUCCGACCAAAGGCGCAGAAUUCGUCGUCCCCGUUCAACUUUGACCUCUGCCUCUUGGACCAUGGCCAAUACGUUGCGAUCCCGUCCGAUCUCCGAGUCAACUAUGCUCACUUCUGGCUUUCGCUCAUGACGCCCGUGUCUGAGAAGACUAUUCGGGAGCGCAAGAAGUACGCCCGGUUGGUUGGCAACAUUGAAGAGGAUAUGUACCCCUACCUCGAAAGCGCCAUCACCGGGCGCAUCAGCAUGGACAUGGACGAGGAGGAGACGCCGAAUUCACUACUGGACGAACAACAGCCGCUUUCGAGGCAUCAGAAGAAGCUCCAAAAAGCCAUCCUGGAUCGCGAGGGCGUUGUGGCCGAUAUCUUUGAGCUGCUACGCACAAUCCCAAGACGAUUGCUCAUGAUCCUGAAGCUAUCCGACCUCCAGCGCGCGCUGGAUAACAGCUUGGCGACUACACAUGGUCCCAAUCGCAUCUACCUCAUCCUGGGGCAGUACUGCGCUCAAGCCAUCUGGCAGUCUGAUCGCGAAAACCUGAGCGAUGACUACCACAAGCACGGCCUAUCAUUGCAUCUGUUCACCGGUUUCGCCAGGAGCUGGCUGUCGUACAUGUACUACUCGACCAUGUUCGGCACGGCGGAGUUGGGAAUGGACAUUAAGGCGCGCCUCACCAAGGUCGGGCUCUGGUUCCGAGGUCUUGCCAAGGGUGGCUUUGCUACUGCUUCGCAAGAAAUGGCUGGCCUCGGUGCUACCGCAUAGAUUGAUACGAUAUAGAGAUAAUGUAGAUCUUGGUUGUUGC